This is a messenger RNA of Trichoderma harzianum CBS 226.95, 1044 nucleotides long. RefSeq lists its product as hypothetical. The coding region runs from base 1 to 1044 and encodes 347 amino acids. Gene Ontology annotation, cellular component: THO complex part of transcription export complex. The record is from RefSeq and is a predicted model, not a curated record. The transcript has a single exon. NCBI's taxonomy places the organism in Eukaryota, Fungi, Ascomycota, Sordariomycetes, Hypocreales, Hypocreaceae. Gene Ontology annotation, biological process: mRNA export from nucleus; mRNA processing.
AUGGCUUCUUGGGAGCUGCUGGAUGAAAGAGGCGAAUCGGAGCUUCACAAGAGCCGGCUUCUCAACGUGGAGGAAAAGCCGUUCAAACGCAUCACCAAGCGAUUGUCUUCCAUCUCUGCGAUUGUCUCUAGCGCUAUUCAAUCCGACACCGCAAGCCAAAAUGGAGGCCAGACCUCGAGCAGUGCCCAGCUACAGGAAGACCUGACGUUCGAUUUUGCCGCCUUUGACAGCAGCAUUGCUCGCUUCCAAUUCCUCCAUGAUGCAAACGAGCGAGAGCGAGAGCGAUACGAAGCAGACAAGCAGCGCAUCCUUGCAGAAUGCCAGGCCGCCCGAGAAAACAAUGCGCGCCUGCGAGAGCAGUUGGAAGACGCAAAGGCAACUCUAGCACGACGGAAGAAGUUUGACGAGCUGGCGGAGAAGAUAUUGUCUAAUCGCCUGCUACGACCACGCGAAGACCAGUUUGCUGCUUUGGAGAAGCUAGAAGAGGAAUGCAAGGAGCUGGAGCGAGAAAGCGAAACAUAUAGCGGAACAUGGAAAGAGCGGAGAGAUCAGUUCAACAGAAUCAUGGAGGAGGGCAUGCUGCUAAGACGGCAGAUCAGAGACGAAAAAGAAGAAGUAGACAGGAGAGAAGGUAUGAACGAGGGCGGGGAGGACGAAGUGGAGGAACAGCGUGGCGGCCAAACACCCGGUAUUGAGCCAAGCAAUACUGGGACACCGCGUCCAGAUGGCGAUGGAAUACUGCAAGAGACGCCUCAACCAGCAAUAUCGGUGGACGGACCGACACCGUCAGCAGGCUCCCCCCGACCAGAUCGACUGCAGCUUUUAUCUACAGAUGCCGGAACAACAUCGAGAAUAGGGAGCAGGGCGUCUACAAGAGAAUUGUCACAACCUCCGCUACGAGAUGACGAUUCGGGUACCGAGACCGGAGAAGACGUUGAAAUGGACGAUUCACGGAUUGAAAGGGAUGAGGAAGAGGGCGAAGAAGACGAAGACGAAGACAAAUUGGGCGCGAGAAAUGAUGACAAGAUGGAGGUUGACAAUUAG